Molecule: messenger RNA, 594 nt
Organism: Aphanomyces astaci
Lineage: Eukaryota; Oomycota; Saprolegniomycetes; Saprolegniales; Verrucalvaceae
Exons: 2
Coding region: 1-594 (197 amino acids)
Source: RefSeq, a predicted model, not a curated record
AUGGACGACUCAUCGCGACACGGCGUCGAAAUCUUGCUUUCGUCUUCGUCGUCACCAGAACUCGUUUGUUGGUUCGUGUUUGUCACGCAGGACGUGCUGACGCUGUGGUCGCAUCAGUUUACGUACGUGUAUGCGAGCAAUGCCAGUGUGCUCACUCGUCGCGCGGGUGUGUAUGAUGCAACCGUUGUGCAUUAUCAACUGCCCUGUCCGAGUGGCGUGUUGGCCAUUAACAGCUUUAACCGCGCCAUUACAUUGAUGGGGAUUGUCGUCGGAAGCAUAUGUUUGAGCUACUUCCUUCAGACGUUUCACCGCGGCCGCGUCGAACCCGCCACCACGUCGCGCUUACUGUCAAGCUCGGCCAAUCAUGUCUUCACACGAAAGGCAAAGUGGACGUUAAAUGGCGUCCAAUUCGUCGACCGAGCGUCGGCGUUGCUCUCCGGACUAGUUGUGUUUGGCUCCAGAAAAGACAACGACCACAUUCUGGACGUCAAGACCUGGAGGCGACAUGUCAUCCCUCGUCCUACUUUUGUCGACGAGCAGUUGAAGCUACCUGUGCCAGCACGAUUUGCGCACGCAGUUCCCCUACUCGAGUAA